ACAGGAACUGAAUAGUGGGUGAACGUGGCUGAAUUUGAAAGCGAAUUCAGGACAUCUUUCCUUCCAGUUCACUGCGAUCUCAGAGUUUCCAGGCCUUGAUUACCCUCAUAGGAGAUAUGUCGAAUUCACAGAGACUAGCGUUCGCCAUUAUCGAACAUCUUUCUUCGCAGUUGAAAUCCGGUGCUGUGAUCGGCGAUGCAGCGGAGAGUUUAGACGUUUCUAUCCAGUGUUUAGAAGCUGUUUAUGAUAUAAACAGAAACGACCCUACACAAGUUGAAACAUUGAAGUGUGAUAAACCUCUAGGAGAAAUAUUUGAAACUGCAACCCAGACAAGGGGAGGAUCAACAGCUGCUCAGCCUACUGCCGAAGACAGGGCCAAAGCAGAAGAACUUAAAACUGAAGGAAACCAGUUGAUGAAAGAAGAAAAGUAUAAUGAAGCAAUACUGUGUUAUACCAAAGCCAUGGAAUUGGACAGUGCUAAUGCUGUCUUUCCUUGUAACAGGGCUGCUGCCUACAGCAAAAUGGGUGAACACCAAAAGGCAAUAGAUGACUGCCAGAAAGCUCUAACUCUGGACCCCAAUUAUGGAAAGGCUUAUGGACGAAUGGGUUUAUCAUAUCACAAUUUGAACAACCUCCAGAAAGCCAAGGAAAGCUAUGCAAAGGCUCUAGAAUUAGAGCCUGGCAGCGCAUUUUAUCAAAGCAGCUUAUCGCAGGUGGAAGAAAAGCUUAGGGAAUCCCAGCAAGGAGGGGUUGGUAACACCAGACCUGCUCCAGGAGGUCAGUAUGUGAAAAAGACUCUUUAUUGUAGUACAUAUCGUACAAAUGUAAUGGGGUUUUUUAUCACCAAGGGUCAUGGGUUCAAAUCCCAUCUGGAACUCAGAUUUUUUUCCAAGUUUAUGUCAUUUCUAUUAAUUUAUUGUGCUUUUAGGAUGACAAAUAUGAUGGGAGGCGGUGCAGGAGGUGGUGGAGGUGCCGCUGGCAUUUUUCAAGCUGCCCAACAGUUCGGUGAACAGAUGCAGCAGUCCAAUCCAGAGUUGUUUGAUCAGUUAAGAGGCCAGGCCCAGGCUGCCGUCGAUCAACACAGAGCACAGAAUCAACCCGGGGAAGGACAAGAUCCCAAACCAGAUGAUGGAGAUGCUAGUUCACAGUAACCCAGUGGUCCUUGAAUUCUGAUUAAUUAUAGCUAAAAAUAUUUAGUGUGUAUCAUAUUGGAUGGAUGAGCCUUGAAGAAUUAUAAAGGUAGAAAGAGAGAUCAGCAUAGCUUAGUCUGCCUGUUUUCCUCUGACCCAGAGUGCUGUUCAUUUUGGGAGAUUCUGUGAAGAACAAUUGUAUUUCCAGGCAGACACAAUCCUACAAAUCAAUAAGUAAUCUACCAAAAUGAACAGAUUAGGUAAGUGUCAGAUAUGAAAUGAAAAAGAAAAUAUUCUGUCCGUAGGGGCUUUGAUCUCUGCUGAAAAGAUAAACAUGCCAAGAAAACCUUAUUACCAAUCUGUUAAAGUGCACUCCUUCAGGUCACACUGUACAAGUGUUUCAACUUUCUUGUUGAUCUAAAGAGGAAUGAGUGACAGUCUA
Messenger RNA from Orbicella faveolata, 1572 nucleotides. Its product is annotated as small glutamine-rich tetratricopeptide repeat-containing protein alpha-like. Gene Ontology annotation, molecular function: protein binding; molecular adaptor activity. Lineage: Eukaryota; Metazoa; Cnidaria; Anthozoa; Scleractinia; Merulinidae. Gene Ontology annotation, biological process: post-translational protein targeting to endoplasmic reticulum membrane. The record is from RefSeq and is a predicted model, not a curated record. Gene Ontology annotation, cellular component: TRC complex; membrane.